AUGAACGGUUCUAUCAAUGGAUCCACCGCCGGGCCACAAGGAUCGAGUUCCAUGGAAGAUCUGAUGGUCACUUUCUGCAUCGGGACCAUCCUGUCCUUUAUGUGUGUAAUUGGGGUUACUGGCAACAUGUACACCUUAGUGGUGAUGUGCCACUCCAUGCGCUCAGCUGCCUCUAUGUACAUCUAUAUCAUCAGCCUUGCCCUGGCAGACCUUCUUUAUCUAAUCACUAUCCCUUUCAUCGUCUGCACCUACUUUAUGAAGGUAUGGUACUUUGGGGACAUUGGCUGCAGGAUUCUUUUCAGCUUGGACUUCCUGACCAUGCAUGCCAGCAUCUUCACCUUGACAAUCAUGAGCACCGAGCGCUACUUUGCUGUUCUCAAGCCCCUGGAUACGGUCAAGAGGUCUAAAAGCUAUAGGAAAGCCAUUGCACUACUGGUCUGGGCAGCUUCCUUCUUACUCACUCUCCCUAUGAUUAUCACAAUCCAACUUGUGCAAAUCGGGGACAAGAGCAUCUGCCACCCAACUUGGAACCCUCUCUCCUAUAAGAUCUACAUCACCAUACUCUUCUGCACUAGCAUUGUAGCUCCAGGGGUCAUCAUUGGGUAUCUUUACAUCCGUUUGGCCAGGACUUACUGGAUCUCCCAGACAGCUACCUUCAAGCAGACCAAGAGACUCCCCAACCAGAAGGUUCUGUAUCUCAUCUUCACCAUUGUUUUGGUCUUCUGGGCUUGCUUCCUGCCAUUUUGGAUCUGGCAGCUCAUAGGCCAGUUCUAUGAAUCCUUCCCGGUCUCCUCUAAGGCAAAGAGGAAUAUCAACUAUUUAACCACCUGCCUGACCUACAGCAACAGCUGCAUUAACCCGUUCCUCUACACGCUGCUGACCAAGAACUAUAAGGAGUAUCUGAGGAACAGGCAGAGGGCUUGGGCCAGCACUGGCUAUUUUAACAGGCGGAAUCGCUCCCAGAGGUCACAGCGGAGGUCCUUUUCCUCCAGCAGCCAGCACUGCACAGAGUCAUUCAUGCUGACACACAUUGCAGGGGGCAACAGCAGCUUGUAA
Polyodon spathula (Mississippi paddlefish) is the source of this 1056-nucleotide messenger RNA. RefSeq names its product urotensin-2 receptor-like. Bases 1 to 1056 code for a protein of 351 amino acids. Gene Ontology annotation, cellular component: membrane. Gene Ontology annotation, biological process: blood vessel diameter maintenance; neuropeptide signaling pathway; regulation of blood pressure. The record is from RefSeq and is a predicted model, not a curated record. The transcript has a single exon. Gene Ontology annotation, molecular function: urotensin II receptor activity. Lineage: Eukaryota; Metazoa; Chordata; Actinopteri; Acipenseriformes; Polyodontidae.